AAUAUUGAAAACUUUGGUUUCAAUAUGCGUUCGACCUUCUUUAUUCCCGCCAUUGUGGCAGUCGUUGCCGCCCUGCCCGCUCCUGCUCCUCAGGAGAUUGAUCUUGAUCUGUUUGUCAACAUCCCUACGCCGACUGUCGUUCAAGCAACUGGAACUCCUGACAAUAUCGUCACCUACGAUACCAAAGCAAUCCUUGCCUCGGCUAUCAAGGUCUCUUCAAUCUCUGUCGCUGUGACAGAUGCUGCCUCGUCAACUCCGAGUAUAGUGAAACGUGCAGCUUGCGGACCCGAACCCUCUGGUUAUGGACCUGUUACUACCAACCCGAAGGAUGAUGCUGCUUCGUUUCUAGCUAAUUCUGUUUACGCAAACGCGGCCAAUGCUGCUGCUGUUCCUGUUGGAUAUGCUCAAACGUUCAAGAACUUGAAUGCUUCUAGCAGUGCUUAUGGAUAUCUGGGUUUUACCAAUCUGCAAUCAUACAGCCCUCAAACCUGCGCCACCAAGUGCUGCAUGGGAAUCAACAUCUACUUUGAACGCGAUCCCAAGAUCACCCCUGACAAGACAGCCUGCCCAAACCCUGCCUCGCUGACUCCAGAUCAAAACUACGGCAGAAGCUGGGUAUCGUUCUCGGUUGUAGUGGCUGGCUCCAACGGCUAUGUCAACCAGAACAUUGCCGCACCCUCUGGCUACUCAGACGCCAACUACCUGGGGAACGUAGCUAUCAAUGCACCUUACGACACUCUGGGUUACAACACAUAUAUGGGCGCCAAGGUCUUUGCUGCAGGUCCUUUCAACGCAACACUCUGCGCUGAAGCCUGCAACGCACAGAACGUGUACAACCUUGCCAAUCCCCCCACUGAUGGUAGCCCUAUUCAGACUUGCCAGUUCUUCAACACUUAUAUCUUGUCAUUAAAUGGCAAGACGGCAAUGGGCCAGUACUGUGCGAUGUACAGUGCUACUUGGGCAAACAAGUAUGCUACCAACGCCGGGGCGUGGCAAGGCAACGACCACUACACAGUCGGCUUUUCAUACUCGUUCUCCAACCUCACAAAUGCAGGCACCACCAACAUGGCCGCUGCCGUCGCCCAAGCCAAGGGAGAGAUCUCCGCAUCUUCUCUGCAGAGCUAUUGCAGCACUUUCUUGGGAUACAACGAUCUCAAUGGCUAUGUCACUGCAACUUCCACAAAAACUCCUAUUUCAACUGUCACUUCCACCUCGACACUUGAGAUUAAGGCUUCUUCCUCUUCCUCUUCCUCUUCCUCUUCCUCUUCUUCUUCAUCUAAGGCGACUUCGUUGUCUAAGCGCGCUGUGGCCUCUUCUUCUCUGGCUACACCUACUGCUUUGACAAAGUACCCUGGUAGCAUCAUUUCCAGCGCUUGUUCGGCUNNUUUGGUGACUAGUGUGCCCAAGACUGGCACUGUCACUUUGAGCACUGCUACAGUCACUGGUGCUACCAGCAGAUCUACGGUUGUCAAGACCGUUACAACCACUAUUCGUUAG
Messenger RNA from Aureobasidium uvarum, 1497 nucleotides. Lineage: Eukaryota; Fungi; Ascomycota; Dothideomycetes; Dothideales; Saccotheciaceae. The record is from the annotation of a GenBank genome assembly.